Suncus etruscus (white-toothed pygmy shrew) is the source of this 368-nucleotide messenger RNA. RefSeq names its product small regulatory polypeptide of amino acid response (gene SPAAR). The transcript has a single exon. The record is from RefSeq and is a predicted model, not a curated record. Bases 52 to 279 code for a protein of 75 amino acids. NCBI's taxonomy places the organism in Eukaryota, Metazoa, Chordata, Mammalia, Eulipotyphla, Soricidae.
GGGGGUCCCCGAAACUGGGCCCUCGUGGGUCGGCUGCCACGUGGAGGAGCCAUGGAGACAGCGGUGGUCGCAGUCGUGGUCGUGCUGCUUGUGAUCACGGUGGCCAUCGCCUGUGUCCUCUGCUACUUCAGCUGUGACUCGAGAGCCCAGGAGCCCCAUGCGGACCCAGGCCACGGCUUCACCGUGGUCACCUUCCAGCAAAAAGCGUCUCUCUUCACUGGGCCCAGCCGCCCGGCCCAGCCGAGGACAACUGCCCGGGACUUCUGGACCUUCAUGUGAGACUUCUCAGCGGCCCCAAGAGUUGCUCUGGGGGUGAAUUGUGACUCCUCCACUUCACAGCAGGCUUUCCUGGGUGUCCCUCUCCAAGG